AUGGAUACCGGCCAGGCUUUUUUCUAAACGUGAACAAGGAUCGUUCGGUCUUACUUCCUGAACGUAAACGACGAGAUACGGCUUUGAAAAUGUCUCCCUUGGAAAGCAACGAGGAUAAUAUCGACCUCGAGGACUGUGGAUAGAUAAACACAUCGCCUGGGAAUCUCUCCUUGAACGAGGGGGCUUCUUCGGGUAUAAACCGAAUCUCCGAAGUUCUCGUUUGAGAACGAAGCUGGGUACGACAUACCCAGUUGCAUAGCGGUGAUAAUCUUCCGUCGAGUCGUUUUGACUCGCGGUGUAAACUUUCGCACAGACUUAGUCGGUGGGCUUCCGCGGCCCACCCUCACACUCGUCAAGCUGGCUAGCGCCCUGACGGCCGGUAUGAAUCCCCACCAUCCUGGCCAUCCCGGUCACCAAGGUCACCCCGGUCACCCGAGUCAUCCAGCAGCCUAUCCGCACCACCAGUCGCUCUCGAGCAGCCCCCAUCACCCGGGGCCCGGAAACGCGCACCAUGGCUACACGCCGGGGGGCGGUGGAGGCGGUGGCGGUGGUCCCACGACGACGCCGGACCUUCCCAGCCCCCAUUCGCCCUCGCACGGGGCGCCGACGGACCCCGGCGUACCUUACACGACGUUAACCGGGAGCCAAGGAAUGCCCAGUAACGGGCAUCAUCACGGUGCCGGCGGUGGAAUGAUCGGUGAACACCCUCAUCACCCUGGACAUCCUCACCCUCAUCAUCCAGGUCACCCCGCGUAUGCGCCCGUCAACCAUAACAACAACUGCACGCUGAAGCAAGAAGAAGGUCCCGGAGGACCGACGAGUAUACAGCAAUGUGCGGGGUGUGGUGGUCGCAUAGUGGAACGGUGGCUCCUGCUCGCUCUGGACCGUUACUGGCACAACGGAUGCCUAAAAUGUACCUGUUGCGGUGCAGCGCUUGCUGAGAUCGGGCGCAGCUGUUUCACGAAGGGCAAUAUGAUCCUCUGCAAGAAUGACUACACUCGACUCUUCGGAAGCACCGGAGCCUGCGCCGGAUGUUCGCAAACGAUACCGGCCAGUGACUACGUCAUGAGAGCCGGCGGCGCAGUCUUUCACCAGAAAUGCUUCACCUGCAGUAAAUGUGGAACGCAACUUUUGUCCGGUGACAGGUACGGCCUCGGUCUGUCCGGAGCGCCGGUGUGCGAAACGGAUUGGCACAAAAUGGUGAAAUCGGCCGGGGUAGGCGCCAGCGGUAACGGUGGUGCCCCGGUGAGGAAAGGAAAAGUCGGGAGGCCGAGAAGAAGCAGAGACUGAGCC
Messenger RNA from Diprion similis, 1293 nucleotides. Its product is annotated as LIM/homeobox protein Lhx9-like. The record is from RefSeq and is a predicted model, not a curated record. The transcript has 6 exons. Lineage: Eukaryota; Metazoa; Arthropoda; Insecta; Hymenoptera; Diprionidae. Bases 382 to 1290 code for a protein of 302 amino acids.